AUGGCCACCAAAGCUAUGGGGAUCUCACACCCACCCCCAGGUGCUCUUAUACACCAGUUUUCUGAAGAUUCAAGGCCUGAACUUGAAGAUCUCUACCUAGAUCUCCUUCGAUUCAGGGUUCCAUGGUCGUCUCCGGCUUUACUCCGGCAUAUCGUGGACGUUCGAGCCCGAGCAAAUUCCAAGGAAUCUCACCUGAAGGCUGUCAAACAGAUACUAAGAUAUCUCAAGGGGACUCUUGACCUCUGCAUAUGGUAUCCCAGUGGAUAUAGCUUUGAUCUAGUUGGUUAUGUUGAUGUUGGUGCAGGUUUUUAUGUUGACAGGAAAAGCACUUCAGGAACAACUAAUUUCCUGUGUUCAUGUCUAGUGUCGUGGGGAACAAAGAAGCAAAACUCAGUGGCCUUAUCUAUAGCUGAUGCUAAAUAUGUGAAACAAGUAGCUACUAAGGAGUUGGUUCUUCGACUCAGCUGGAAAGAUGAGGAUAAUGAUAGGGGUAAAAAAGAAGAAGAAGCUGUGGACAAUCAUGAGGAGAAUAAUGCUGAAAACAAAGCUAAUGAAGAAGAAAAGAGUGAGCAUGAGGGAGAAUCAAGAGAUGAGAAGGAGAGUGAUAUGGAUGAUAAGAUAGGUGAACAAGUAAAUGAUUUUGCAGAAGGAGAUAAUCAUAGUGAAGAAGAGGACAAUUUUGAGAGUGUGGGUGAGGAUCAAGAAAAAAUAAGUAAGAGUGAAGGAGUGGAUGAAGAAAGUGAGGAAGAGAACGAGAAUAUGUCCCCUUCAGAAGAAACUGGUGAAGAAAAAGAGACUCAAGAACCUGGGCCUUUGUUAACUCCUUUCACUGGAGAUGAAGUGGUUAGUAGUGAUGAAGAUGACUUGUCAUUGUCUGAGGCAGGAAAGAAACCCAGAAAGACUCUUGUGAAAGCAACAAAGUCAAUAGUACUAACAAGUAAAAGAAAGGCUAUUGAUGAACAAAUUAUUAAGGAGUCAAGAAGUGUCAAGAAGCCAAGGAAGAAUGUUUCAAUUGUCAAACCUAUGGUUGAGCUGGAUGGAGAAGAUGAGUCCGAGUCUGAUUUGCCAACUAAGUCCUCCACAUAA
Molecule: messenger RNA, 1086 nt
Organism: Nicotiana attenuata
Lineage: Eukaryota; Viridiplantae; Streptophyta; Magnoliopsida; Solanales; Solanaceae
Product: RNA polymerase-associated protein LEO1-like
Exons: 5
Coding region: 1-1086 (361 amino acids)
Source: RefSeq, a predicted model, not a curated record